GAAUAACCUGUUGACUUUUCUACUACCCAAAGGCAGAGCUGUUGACCUCCCCUCCCCAGAUGCCCGUCGGCUCCCAACGGAAGCCCCCGCCGCUGCACCACCGUCGCGCCAUGCCCCCCGCCCCCUUCUCCUUCUCCGCCCCCAGCGCCGAAUCGCCCUCUCCACUCUACCCCCGCCGCCCGGUCAUCGCCGCCGCCGCCGCGCUUGCCGCGCUCCUCCCCCUCGCCGCCGCCUGCGCCCCCUGGCGCGCCGACUCCCCACCAACCGCCCUCUUAAGCCGGCCAGUGGCAGCCACCAGGUUCUACUCCUUCGACCUGGUCCGCGAGUACCCCCACGACCCUGACGCAUUCACCCAGGGUCUCUUGUACGGAGAAAAUGACAUUCUUUUUGAGUCGACUGGCCUUUACCAUAGGUCUUCAGUCCGGAAGGUUGAGCUUCAAACGGGAAAAGUUUUGGCUCAGCACCAAAUGGACGGAGAUAUGUUUGGAGAAGGUCUAACCCUUCUCGGCAACAGAUUGUUUCAAGUUACUUGGUUGAAGAAUGACGGAUUUAUAUACGAUCGGCAUAACUUCAGCAAACGUGAGAGCUUUACCCAUAAAAUGCGUGAUGGUUGGGGUCUGGCAACUGAUGGAAAAGUUCUUUUUGGCAGUGAUGGUACUUCAAAGUUGUAUCAACUGGAUCCAAAAUCACUUGAAGUCACGAAAAUGGUGACUGUCAAAUAUCAUGAUAAUGAAGUUCCCUAUCUUAAUGAGCUGGAAUAUAUUGAUGGUGAAGUGUGGGCAAAUGUCUGGCAGACAGAUUGCAUAGCUAGAGUCUCACCUGAGGAUGGCCUAGUGGGGGGCUGGAUCUUUCUUCAUGAGCUGAGGCAGCACUUGUGGAAUUCUGGCAAUACGGCUAUUGAUGUCCUAAAUGGAAUAGCAUGGGAUGCAGAAAAUCACAGAUUAUUCGUGACAGGAAAAUUGUGGCCAAAGCUUUAUGAGAUCAAGCUACGGCCGGUAGAUGGUCCAGCAGAUGGAUCUGUAGAAAAGCUAUGUCCAAAAGCAAGCCUUUAUCGCUGAAAAGUGACCAGUACGACUGACACCUUGUGCUAACACCGCAAGAUGUGAAGAUUGUGGAAGAGAAAAGAGUAUACCAGAAUGUCACAUAUUUUGUGAUUCAAGGUGAUUUGCAGCUCCCCCACAGUUUUGCGUAAAAAAGAAGGGUGAUUUGCAGCUUCCCAUCGAAGGAUUUAGUUGUCUUAUCCUUGACAAAACUGCAUGUACCUAGAUAGGGAUCUGAUGGGAAUUGCUUACUGGUUUUUGCUAGAGGUUGGCUGGUAUAGUUGUGAAAUCAUAUAAAAUGUUUUUCCUGAUGUAAAAUGUUGCAACUUGUAUGGAUGAUUCUGUACUGUUGGGAACAGAGAUGCCUGUAAUAAUGUAUGCAUCAACAUGUA
Molecule: messenger RNA, 1432 nt
Organism: Phragmites australis (common reed)
Lineage: Eukaryota; Viridiplantae; Streptophyta; Magnoliopsida; Poales; Poaceae
Product: glutaminyl-peptide cyclotransferase-like
Exons: 11
Coding region: 60-1058 (332 amino acids)
Molecular function (GO): glutaminyl-peptide cyclotransferase activity
Source: RefSeq, a predicted model, not a curated record